This is a messenger RNA of Mytilus californianus (California mussel), 2145 nucleotides long. RefSeq lists its product as uncharacterized. NCBI's taxonomy places the organism in Eukaryota, Metazoa, Mollusca, Bivalvia, Mytilida, Mytilidae. The coding region runs from base 45 to 1709 and encodes 554 amino acids. The record is from RefSeq and is a predicted model, not a curated record. Gene Ontology annotation, molecular function: zinc ion binding. The transcript has a single exon.
CAUUAAGGAAGUAUGAGAACAUAAACGUAUAAUUAAUAUAAUCAAUGGCGUAUUCUGAAUCAAUCAAAAAGUCUCAGGACAUCCUAGCUUGUGGAUUAUGUGAAACAGAUACAAAAAUAAAAGUGAAAUGUAUGGACUGUGAUCUAUAUAUGUGCCAAAAAUGUACAGAUAAGGUACAUGCCAAGUUCAAGAAUGCUGAUCUCCAUGACAUUGUAGCUUUGAAGGACAUUCAUUCUCAUACUGAUGACACUGAUGCAGAGUCUGACUUUAAGCCAGUUAAAUGUAAAGACCAUAGAAAACAAAUGUGCUGCAUGUACUGCUUAACAUGUGAACUAUUAGUUUGUCCCAUGUGCAUAGCAAAAACUCACCAUUUACAUCAAAUGGAAGAAAUUCAACAGUUUUGUCAAAAGAAAAUUAAAAUAAUGAAAAAACUGCAAAUUUUGACUAACUCUAAAAUAGAAAAAUUUAUAAAAAAAUCAAAUUUAAUGGGAGAAAUUGAGAAAUCAAAGUCAUUUGAAAUAGAGCAAAAUAUAUUAAGAGAGGAAAAACAAGCAAGGGAAGUUCAGUCAAAAUGUUUGAGGUUACUUAAAGAACAUAAAGAAAACACAGAAAGGCAAGCUGAACUUAUAUCAAGGAAAGAAUUGGAAAUUCUAGAAGAUAAAAAAGAUAUCGAAACAGUUAUACAACAAAUAGAAAAUAAAUACAAAUUACAAAAUACAGAAGAGUUUCUUGAGGCUGUAAGAAAUGUGCAUGCAAAAUUGGACUCUAUUGGGAAGUCGACCAGUCCAAAAUCGUUGAAUAUAAAAAUACAGCAAUAUAUUCCUAAUUAUAAAAUUCAAACUGACUCUAAAACAAUUGAAAUGGAAAUUCAAUUUGAAAUAAAAGCAAAAUAUGAACUAGACAUGUCUGAAGUAAGCAGUAUAACAAGUGACGAAGAUGGAAACAUCUGGAUCACAAACGAAAGAAACGAAAUACGAAAACUGCAGGUGAAAGAAAGAAUUAAAACAAUAAAAUCAAUAAAAACUGACCAUGGCGACUCUGAAAUUAGAUGUUUGAAAAAAGACAUUUUCAUCGCAUCUUCAGUUUUUCGACAAAUCUGUCAUUUGGCUGCCGAUGACGCCGUAAAAGUGAUCAAAGAUCUUUCUCCUAAUAAACCGUAUACUCUUCAUGUUACAGACAGUGAAAUCAUUGUGGGAAUGGAUUGUAGCUCUGUGAAAAACCGAACAGACAUACCCAUAAUCAUGAGAUUGGGAUUUGAUGGAAACAUCAUAAAGGUACACACUAAUCGAGAGAAACAAAUACUUACAAGAGAUGUUGUACUAUGCUGUACAACAACCAAUGAAGGUGCUAUCUGCUACAUUGACAGUACUAUUUUAGGAGACUAUAAAGGAGAUGUAGUGUUUAUGAGUAGAGAUGGAAUUAUUCAAUGGAAAUACAUUGGAAACUCCUUUAUUCAUUCAACUGAACAUCCUUUCACCCCUAUUGAAGUGUUAAAAACAAAAUCAAAGAACUUUAUAGUUUCAGAUAUGUAUCAAAAUUCUUUCCAUAUCCUUACAGCACAGGGGAGCUUACUGACAAUAUUAAAUUUAACAUUACUAGGAAUAGAAAAGCCCGGGCUGAUGACAAUUGAUGUCAAUGGGAUUUUGUGGAUUAGUAGCACGGAACAAACCAAAGAAUUACUCCGUUCUGUAAAAUUCUCUGGAUUCUAACAGUAGAGUCGCUUUUUCCAAUCUUGAAAACAAUGUUACCAGUAUUAUUAUAUCAAGAACUUUCACAGAAAUAACUUUUUAAAGAAAGAAGUACAAAUAUACAACAGAUGUAGUUUAAAAAAAACACUGCAUAUAAACGCUUUAUUGACAGUUAUUUGCAUAUCAAAAACAAUAACUGGGCUCCUAAAACAUGUAUAGCAGAUGAAAUCAAAUGUAAUCUAUUGUAUUUGGCAAUAAUGACAUUAUAUAUGAAUGACUAAAACGUUUCUACUGAAAUCCUGUUCUAAUUACACUUGCGCUCUGCACUGUUAGAUGUAGUAUUAUCCGAAGUAGCGAUUUUGAUAUUAAAUUGUAGGACAGAAUGAAUUAUUAAGUACAGCUAUUUGUAAGAACCAGGCAGGGGGUGAUUCAUGUAUGUUUCAGAACUUCUUUUUUU